Messenger RNA from Miscanthus lutarioriparius, 903 nucleotides. NCBI's taxonomy places the organism in Eukaryota, Viridiplantae, Streptophyta, Magnoliopsida, Poales, Poaceae. The record is from the annotation of a GenBank genome assembly.
AUGAGCGCCAACAACCUGCCGCCGGCGAGCACGGUGGUGAGCAUGUACAAGUCGAACGGCAUCUCGGCGAUGCGCCUGUACGCGCCCGACCAGGGCGCUCUGCAGGCCGUGGGCGGCACGGGCAUCAGCGUCACGGUGGGCGCGCCCAACGACGUGCUGUCCAGCAUCGCGGGCAGCCCGGCCGCGGCGGCCUCCUGGGUCCGCAACAACAUCCAGGCGUACCCGUCCGUGUCCUUCCGCUACGUGUGCGUGGGCAACGAGGUGGCGGGCGGCGCGGCGCAGAACCUGGCGCCCGCCAUGGAGAACGUGCACGCGGCGCUGGCGGCGGCGGGGCUGGGCCACAUCAAGGUGACGACGUCGGUCUCCCAGGCCAUCCUGGGCGUGUACAGCCCGCCGUCGGCGGCGCAGUUCACGGGGGAGGCGCAGGGGUACAUGGGCCCCGUGCUGGAGUUCCUGGCCCGGACCGGGUCGCCGCUGAUGGCCAACAUCUACCCGUACCUGGCCUGGGCCUACAACCCGAGCGCCAUGGACAUGAGCUACGCGCUCUUCACGUCCUCUGGCACCGUGGUCCAGGACGGCGCGUACGGGUACCAGAACCUCUUCGACACCACCGUCGACGCCUUCUACGUCGCCAUGGGCAGGAACGGCGGCUCCGGCGUGCCGCUCGUGGUGUCGGAGAGCGGGUGGCCGUCCGGCGGCGGCGUGGAGGCGACGCCGGCGAACGCGAGGGUGUACAACCAGUACCUGAUCAACCACGUCGGGCGCGGGACGCCGCGGCACCCGGGCGCCAUCGAGACGUACCUCUUCUCCAUGUUCAACGAGAACCAGAAGGAGAGCGGCGUGGAGCAGAACUGGGGGCUCUUCUACCCCAACAUGCAGCGCGUCUACCCAAUCAGCUUCUAA